Molecule: messenger RNA, 3202 nt
Organism: Micropterus salmoides (largemouth bass)
Lineage: Eukaryota; Metazoa; Chordata; Actinopteri; Centrarchiformes; Centrarchidae
Gene: tektl1
Product: coiled-coil domain containing 105
Exons: 8
Coding region: 879-2429 (516 amino acids)
Source: RefSeq, a predicted model, not a curated record
GCCAGUGUAAUGAAGCUAAAAUAGGAGUAAUGUGGUCAUAUUUCUUUGUUCUGGUUAAAAGCCUGGCAGCUGAGUUCUGGACAGUCUGGAGUCGAUCAGUAGAUUAAUAGUAAUAAUAAUGUAUCAUACAGAUUUGUUUUAUGACCACCACUUCUAAUUUAUUUUAACUUCGUUUCAGAGUUGAUGUUUUGUCCCAUUUUUUUUGCAUGGCGUACGGCUCUAACUACUACAAUACCCAUGAGCCUCUGCCGCCGUUGCAAUGUCAGGCCGAGGCACGAAUCAGAGCGAUGGUGAAUUGAAAACGCUUCGUAGCAGAGUUAGUGAACAAAAACAGUGCCACAGUUGCCGAACUCGUCCAGUAAUAGUCACACAGAAAUAAAUUUAUGUUGCAUUGUGUUACUCACAGAGACUGCUGCGGUUGCGUGUCAUUUUAAGCUUUGUGAUUGGAUGGUUGUUAAUGUAAUUUCUUUUUUUGCCGAAAUGCACCUUGGGAGUAGUAGUUAACUUAUCUUGAAGUGUUAACAUUCAUAUGCUUGUAAAAUGUAUUUUAACGCAGUUGUUAACACUCUAGCAUGUGAUUCAGCUGAGAAUAAAAAUACGUGGGAAUUAACUUCCGGGAACCUGAGUCUCAACUCUGUAAAAGCCAGUGUUGAAUGACAGUGUCCCUCACCUCCUCACUGUCCAAUCAUCAAAUAGCUUUGAGUUUGUAGUUACUUAAGGAACUGUUGCUAAGGGGUUGAUAACACUUAACACAAAGUUAACCACUGUUUGCUUCACAGUGGACACAAAAUAGCUUUGGGGUUCAUCAUAUUCAGUGAGGUAAAAACAGCUGAUAGCAAAAAAGAAAUUAGGGGGGAAGUGCAUGUGAAAGUAGCCUAAUGCAGAUCCAGUCGGUGCCCCUCGGCUCUGUCACCAUCGGUCCGCAGUCUUGGCACGAUGGGACGGUCCGCUCCAUCCGGCGGGCUGAGCGCCUGGUGCGGCAGACUCGGGCCGGGCUGUCCGGGACUUCCAGCCGGCCCCCUAGCUGCAGCGCCGCCGCCAGUUUUACCCCAAAGCGCACAGACUGCACAGCGGAAACAACCGAAGAUAAGAUCACAGAGGAGGAAUGCGGAGAGAAUCGUGACUCCAUCUGCAAAAAUAAGAUGUCGAGGCCCCAGACAACAGGAGCGAUGUUUCCAAGUGGCUCCCAGAGGAUGUCUGUGGCCCCGUUCCCACCUACCAGCUUGCGUGAGCGGUGUGCUGGGGCCAGCAUUGCCGUGGCCGGUGAGUACAUGCGAAGGGUGCGGGAGGUGGAGGGCCAGCUGCGCAGGCAAGCCGGCAGGGUGACCCAGGAGGGCAUCAAGCUGGAGAGGGAGAGGGGUCACCUUGAGAGGAUGCUGCGCAGCCUCAGGACUGAUCUGACCGUCAACAGGAGGAGCUCAGAGGGGAGGACUAGGAGGCCGUCCACUGCUGAGACAGAGAGAGAUGGAGCUGAUUACUUGUUGUUGUGUGAGAGAAAAGAGCUGGCCCAGUUGAAACAGGAUCUGGAAGGAGCGCUGAGAAACACACUGACCCAGCUACAGGCCCUGGGUCAGAGCAGCAAACACCUGUUGGACUGCGCCAGUGAAAGGGCUCGUGUCCUGGAGCUGCUGCCUCAUAGCAGCUCUGCUGGAGGACACCGCUGCGCUGCUCAGACCUUCACCAAAGCAGAUCCCGUCAGCCCCUUUACACCAGAAUGUAAACAGAUUUUAGAGUCGUCCAGUUUGACAGUCAACCAGUCACAGCUACUGAGGGAAAACAUCAGACAGAUGCUAACCAGUGCCAUCUCCAGGCAGAAAGCUGUUCACCAUACAGUCAAUGAUGGCCUGGUGAAGAAAAUCAGUGAGACAAUCGGUCUGCAGCAAAACCUAACUUUGAUGUCAGCAGCCACCAGACAGGCCAUGUUUCGCAAGCAGAGGGAAAUUAACUGUAUUCGGCACAGCCACGACAGAGUGCAGGGUCCAGAGUACAGCGGUGACAUUCUGUCCAGAGAGAAACUCAACAGGCCUCUGGUGCAGGUUUAUCAGAGACACCCAGGGACACAGUUACCUGAGGCUGCUCAUCUCAUACAGGGCAGUGCAGUGCUGAGGCGAUGUCUCAUGUCCUCUGAGGGUGAGCUGGCGAGGCUGCAGCGUGCCUUUCUACAGAUGCUGGACGACCAGCAUGGCAAGACAGCAGCAGCUCAGGUGGACGCAGCUGUUGUCCGCAUGAGGCGCCAGCAGGUCGACGUGCGAGCCAUGCCUUCUUUCCUCCAGCAGGGGCGUGCAGGAGCCAACUCACAUUGUCUUGUGUUCGGUAGGGGUGAAGCAAGCAUGCAAGUAGAGAGGGAUGAUAGUGUUAAGUGUUUUUUGAGAAAGAGGGAGAAGCUGUGUGCAAAAUGUGCUGGAUUAAGAAGAAUUAAUGCUAUUUAAGGGAAUAGUGGGGUUUCUAGCUUUGUGGCAAGAGUUUGUGGAGCCCUUUCCUAUUUCAAUUACCCCAUGCACAAGGUCAGGUCUAUAAAGAAUUGGUUUUGACCAACUUGACUGGCCUGUAUAGACCCCUGACCUCAAACCCAUGCAACACCUUUGAGAUAAACUGAAAUGCAGAUCAUGAUCCAGGCCGUAUGCUCUUCUGGCUGAACUGGAGCAAAUCCCUGCAGUGUGAAAAGCCUUCACAGAAGAGUGGAGGCUGUGAUAGCAAAGACUAAUGCCCACCGUUUCAGAAGGAACUCAACCACCACAUAAGGGUAGAAUGUUCAGGUGUCCACAUACUUUGUCAGAUAGAGUAUGUUCCUACACUGAGCUGCACACAGUUUUUUUCCCUUUGUGCAGCAACAUUUUAAACACCGAAAUACAAAUUCAAACAAAUUCUUAACGAGUUACAAAACAAUGUGCAAGACUCUUGUGUUAAAAUCUUCCUGUUCAUGAAGAAAGCAAACUGAGGAUUUGUCUAAUGUAACAUAGGAAAGCUUAGACAUUUACUCAAUUAGCUGAUGCUUUUUUUAAUCCAAAGCAACUUACAAUUGCUAUAUAUGUCAGAUUUUGCAAGCCUCUGGAGCAGCUAGGGGUUAAGUGUCUUGCUCAGGGACACAUUGGUGAUGUCACAGUGGGAAUCAAACUAGGUCUCUCAUACCAAAGGCACAUGUCAUCCUCUGCCCAUCGCCACCAAAAUACAUAGACAAAUGCAAUAAAGUAUUAGAAAAUCA